Messenger RNA from Paraphaeosphaeria sporulosa, 454 nucleotides. RefSeq lists its product as uncharacterized. The transcript has a single exon. NCBI's taxonomy places the organism in Eukaryota, Fungi, Ascomycota, Dothideomycetes, Pleosporales, Didymosphaeriaceae. The record is from RefSeq and is a predicted model, not a curated record. Bases 115 to 408 code for a protein of 97 amino acids.
CACAGCCCUGGCGUGUUCUCUUCUGCGACAUAAACCUUCUUAUCCAGCGGCCCUCCGCCGUUUCACACCGUGCUCACUCAGAAUGCGAAAUCGCGAAGCAUCGCCCUGGUUCAGAUGUUAUUGAUUGCCUUCAUCGGCUUACAUUCGCAGAGCUACGGUGCGCAAACAUGGCCUUGCAAUGUUGGCACUUCCGCCAAGGUCAGGCAGGACAUGCUGGAAAUACCUCUCGAGCUCUUUUCCACAUUAGAUAGACAGCGCGCCAUAUCAUACCUACUAGGAGCGAAUCGACGACAUCUACCGCACGAGGUUUUUGCAUGCCCUCCGGAGCUCAUCUGGCCCCCCGGUGACCUUCGUUCAGGUGUCACAGCGCUUGGCGACUGCGCUCACGUGCUCGAGCGGACUUCGUAAUGCGCACAGACGCUUAGUCGCACCGCGUGUAUAGAAUGUCCGCAAC